Molecule: messenger RNA, 1332 nt
Organism: Plasmodium berghei ANKA
Lineage: Eukaryota; Apicomplexa; Aconoidasida; Haemosporida; Plasmodiidae
Product: lipoamide acyltransferase component of branched-chain alpha-keto acid dehydrogenase complex, putative
Exons: 1
Coding region: 1-1332 (443 amino acids)
Cellular component (GO): mitochondrion; cytoplasm
Molecular function (GO): lipoic acid binding; acetyltransferase activity
Source: RefSeq, a predicted model, not a curated record
AUGAUGAUGCAACAUUGCAAACAAAUUUUAAGAAAAAUAAACUUUGGGAAUAGGCACCGAUUUAUAAAUACUAGUAAUGUUAAUUUAAAAAUAGUUAAAUGCAAGCUUUUUGAUAUUGGAGAAGGAAUAUCAGAAGUUGAAAUAACACAAUGGAAUAAACAAAUAGGGGAUGAAGUUUCUGAAAUGGAAAGUUUGCUAACUGUUCAAAGUGAUAAAGCUGCUGUAGAUAUAACUAGUAAAUAUAAUGGGACCCUUGUUAAAAAGUAUGCAAACGAUAAAGAUAUUAUAAAAAUAGGUUCUUAUUUUUGUGAAAUAGACACACAGGAUGAUGUAGGCGAAGAAGAAAACGUAGAAGAAAAAAGCAAAGCAGAAAAAAGUGAAGCAGAAAAAAGUGAAGCAGAAACUAGUUUUGAAAAAAAAGGGAAGCCAAGAAAUGUUAAGGCAUCUCCAGGCACGAAAAAAAAAUCACAAGAAUAUAAAUUAGAUAUCAAUAUGAUUGCAAAACAUUUUAAUAAAAAUAAUAUAACUAUUGAGGAUGUUGAAUUGUAUUAUAAGGAAAAUAAAAGUGGUGAAAUAAAUAAUAUAAAUGAAAAAAUGGACAUUUUGGAACAAGUACAAAUAAAAGGAAUCAAACUUGGAAUGUGUAAAAGUAUGAAUGAUUCGUUAACCAUUCCUUUAUUUCAUUUAAAUGAAGUGUAUAAUGUUGAAAAAAUUGUUAAAAUAAGAAAAGAAAUUAAAAGUAAAAUAAUAGAAAAUGAUAAUGGUAUAAAUAAUAUAACAAUUUCUAGUAUAUUGAUAAAAUUAAUAUCAAAUACUUUAAAAGAAUUUCCAAUAUUAAAUUCAAAAUUUAAUGCAAAAACCAAUACUUAUGUAGUUUAUAAUAAUCAUAAUAUAUGUGUAGCUAUGGAUACACCUCAUGGUUUAUUAGUACCAAAUAUAAAAAAUGUAGAAAAAAAAAGUAUAAUAGAUAUACAAAAAGAUUUAUCAAAUUUACGUAAUAAGGCUAUGGAAAUGAAGUUAUCUAAAGAUGAAAUUGAAAAUGGGACAAUAACAAUAAGCAAUUAUGGGGCUAUUGGUGGAACGUUUGCUACUCCUAUUAUAUUUGAUAAUCAAGGUUGUAUCAUUGGUAUAUCAAAGAUUCAAAAUAUGAUUUCUUUAAAAAGUGGAAUUGAUAAAAUAAACUCGUUGGAUGAUUUUGAAAUUGCCAAUAAUAUGAACUUAACAUAUGGGGCAGAUCACAGAUAUAUAGACGGGGCAACUUUAGCACAAUUUUCAAAAAAAUUAAAAAAUGUAAUUGAAAAUAUUGAUACAAUUGACCCAUUUUCAAUUUAA